AUGAUAUCAGAGACAAAGCGCAAGCUCUAUCAGUGCAUUGCAGCAUUCCUUAGGAAUGAAUGCUCGUCUAAUGAAUACUCCAGUGACACUAUCGAAAGCCUGGAAGUUGCCAAACAGUGCAUCGAAAGUGCUUUUGAUGUGUCUGACAAUUUAGACACAGAUACAGAUCUACUCAUGUUGUUUGCGAGAGCCACCUCCGCCUCAAAGCCAAAUGCUCGUCAGGUGACACUUGAAGACAAGAUCAAGGCUGAGAGCCUGAAGACACAAGGCAAUUCAUUUAUGGUUUCGGAGAAAUUUGAUGAGGCCAUUGAUUGUUACAGCAAAGCCAUCUCUCUGGAUCCUAACAAUGCGAUUUACUACUGCAACAGAGCUGCCGCCAAAAGUCGUCUGAACAAAGAUAGUGACUGUAUCGCGGAUUGCGAGAAGGCAUUAGAAAUCGACCCUACCUACAGCAAGGCUUAUGGACGCAUGGGUCUCGCUUACUGUAAUAUGGCUAAAUACGAGAAAGCCAUCGAGGCCUACAAGAAGGCGAUCUCGCUGGACCCGAAUAACUUGAACUUUAAGCAAAGCUUGGCCCUAGCUGAGGCAAAUCUAAAGGAGUCUUCGUCGCAUUCUUCAAAUGCUUCUCCCAACAAUUUUGGUGGUUUAGACCUUGGUGCUCUCCUUAGCAACCCAAUGAUGCAGAAUAUGGCACAGCAACUAAUGUCCGACCCUCAAAUGCAAUCCACCGUUUCUUCAAUGAUGCAAGGCAUUUUCAGCGGUGGUACUGGAUCCGCGGAGGGAACAGGGGUACCGUCAGGAGGCCCGAAUAUAGAUAAUCUGCUUCGAUAUGGACAGCAGUUCGCUCAACAGAUGCGGCAGACCAAUCCUGAUCUGGUGGACACACUUCGACAGCAGAUGCAAAACAUGACCAGACAACAGCCCCCCUCAAACGACACUGACAAUGAAAAGGACGCUGCACAUAAGGAUCUCUAG
Molecule: messenger RNA, 975 nt
Organism: Echinococcus granulosus
Lineage: Eukaryota; Metazoa; Platyhelminthes; Cestoda; Cyclophyllidea; Taeniidae
Product: Small glutamine-rich tetratricopeptide repeat-containing protein beta
Exons: 7
Coding region: 1-975 (324 amino acids)
Biological process (GO): post-translational protein targeting to endoplasmic reticulum membrane
Cellular component (GO): membrane; TRC complex
Molecular function (GO): molecular adaptor activity; protein binding
Source: RefSeq, a predicted model, not a curated record